AUGGCCAAAAUUGUUCUAGCAGGCCGCUCCGACUGUCCGUACUUCGCCAGGUGUGAACGCCUUGGCGACCGCCUUGCCAAGAACCUGCAGAAGUUUAAGCUGCAUAAGAUCAUUAUACAGCCUCAUGAAUGGGAGAAAUGGCUGCAAGACACAUGCACAGAGAGAGGCUGGUCAUUCAACAAGUCACCAAUCAUCUGGAGAGAGCUGAUUGACCGGGGAGGUAAAGGCGUCUUGAUCGGGGACGCCAAUGACUUCCAGGAAUAUGCCAAAGCAUACUACGAUGUAGAAGUGGAGAUGGACAGCUCAGAUAUGCUAAUGAUUGCCGAAGAGAAUCGAGCCACCAAAAUUAUCACCGAUCAAGAGGAGCUGGAUUUUAAAGCUCUCAGCCAUCCCAUAAAUGUGUGUCUAACCAACGCAGUCAGCCCAAUAUGCUAUCACCUGUUGAAUAGCUUAACAUCUGGCCAGAUUUUUGGCAAGAACAUUGAAGUUUUCAUCCGCCUCUUGGUAUCAUCUCCCAAAGAUAUUGACAAAGUCAAAGGUUAUGUCAUGGAAGCUGAAGAUCUGGCUCAUGGACUACUGGCAGGUAUUUCUAUAUGUACCAGCCCACAUGAGGCAUUUGAGGAUUGCACUGCUGUAAUUUUAUUGGACAGUAUAAAUAAACUUACAUCUGAGUCACAUAAGGACUGGUUAGAGAGGAUUACUGCAUUCUUCGGGAGGUAUGCCUUGAUCAUCAACCAUAAAGCAUUGAAAAACUGUAAGAUAUUGCUUUGUGGCAGUGGUCCUUUGAACAUCAUCGCCAUAGAAAUGGCAAAGAAUGCACCAGGCAUUUCUCAGCGUAACAUUAUGGGUCUAACAACCAUCAUCGAGAACCAGGCCAAAUCUGUUGUUGGAGAGAGGCUGGGGGUAAAUCCUGCAGACAUUGUCAACUUGAUUGUUUGGGGUAACAUCAAAGAGCACCAGCUGCUAGAUCUGGAUUACUGCCGUACCUACAGAUACAAAUGUUCUGUUCUUGGCCCACCUUGGUAUGACUAG
This is a messenger RNA of Candidula unifasciata, 1032 nucleotides long. NCBI's taxonomy places the organism in Eukaryota, Metazoa, Mollusca, Gastropoda, Stylommatophora, Geomitridae. The record is from the annotation of a GenBank genome assembly.